CACCUUGGGAACCUCCUCCUCUGUUCUGGGCUGCUCGGGAAGCUUCUGAGAGGAGUCGCUGGAGGAAGCCACAGCCCAUGUUAGGGCAUGUUGUCCCGGGGGCGCACUCACUGACCGUCAGCCGGACGACUCGGAGCGUGUGACCGCGCACAGAACACACCGAUCGUAACCAUCAUAUUAUCGAUUCACCACCAUGGCUCAGGCGAAAAUCCAGGCGAAGAUGAACGAGCCUCCGUGCAGCAAGUUCAGCAGGACGCUGUCCAUGGCGGAUCGCUCCGGAAGACUGCUGGAGAGUUUGGAUGAGCUGGAAAUGAGGGUGGAGGCUUUACGUGAAACAGCAUCAGCCAUGGAGCAGGAAAGGGAGUGCAUCCUGGAAAUGAUCCAGUCCAUACAGGGCAGUCAAGAAAUGCGCAACAUCUGCGCUGGGGAAAAAGAAGAAUUAAGUUUAACCGCGAACCGUCUACUUGGCCGAACGCUGUCUGUGGAGAUCUCCAUCGGCACAAUCAGAAACUCCAUGCAGGAGGACGCACUGCACAAGGCCACGUCUAUAAUCGACGAAAUAGUGAAAAAGUUGCUGAAUGACAUGGACGACGGCCGGAAGCAGCUGCUAGCCCUGCAUGCGGCCUGCGUGACCGAGGCACCGCCCGUCGCCAUUGACCAAAAGUUCCAGGCCCUUGUGAUCAGCUGUGCCCUGGAGGACCAGAAGAAGAUCAAGCGGAGGCUGGAGACUCUGUUGAGGAACGUUGAAAAUGCUGAAAAGAACAUCAAGAUCAUGGAUCACCAAAAACUGGAGGACUCACAAGCCAAUGGCGGUCAAUAAGAACCAAAAACAUGUCUUACACACCACCAAUCUGAACAAACUGUGACUCUACAUGUAGCAGAAACACUUAGGGCCAGAUAUACAAUAAAUCACAACUCACUACUAUAUUAGAGUGGUGUCUAUGCAUGAUCAGGUUUUACUUCCACCCACUAAAUAUGGAUUUCUUUUUUUUCUAUCGUGUGAACCCACUAUUGUGUGUUCAAAUGUGCACUUAAGACAAAACAGCAUAGUGCUUGCUGAUAACCAACUGAAUAAUUCAUAAUGAGUCAGGAGAUGAUGCUGCAGUCUUAAUAGCUAUUUUAUUACCAGGUUACACUUUGUGAGAUCGGCAUCUUCGAAUAAAGUGAAAGAGUAUCCCUGAUGACAUAUGGUUGGUUAAAUAGGUGAAGUCUCUUGUUCUGUUUCACUGUCAUACUUUAAAAUCAGACACUUGUUUAAGGAUGUGAGAUAUGCAUGCACUACCUCUUUGAGCAAUACAGAUAAAAUCAACCUGUGGAUUUUUAUUCAUAUUUGCACAAAGCUGUUUUUUAAUGUAAGAUUGUGUCAGAAGAGUUAAUAAAAGUAGAAGGGGCACCGGA
Paralichthys olivaceus (Japanese flounder) is the source of this 1398-nucleotide messenger RNA. RefSeq names its product BCL2 associated athanogene 2 (gene bag2). Gene Ontology annotation, biological process: protein stabilization. Lineage: Eukaryota; Metazoa; Chordata; Actinopteri; Pleuronectiformes; Paralichthyidae. The record is from RefSeq and is a predicted model, not a curated record. Gene Ontology annotation, molecular function: protein-folding chaperone binding; adenyl-nucleotide exchange factor activity.